Spirodela intermedia is the source of this 404-nucleotide messenger RNA. The record is from the annotation of a GenBank genome assembly. NCBI's taxonomy places the organism in Eukaryota, Viridiplantae, Streptophyta, Magnoliopsida, Alismatales, Araceae.
AUGGCGGAGGCGGAGGCAGAAGGCGGCCCCUGGUGGUUGGCGGUGGCGAGCUCGGCGCAGCUGACGGCGGGGAUUGCGUGGUACCGUCGGGGAUACAACGGGAGCGGCAACCCGGCGCUGAUGCCCGUCAAGGCCUUCUUCGUCGCCUCACUCUUCGUCGGCGCCGGCGCAACCGCCGCCUUGGUGGCCGUUCGCGCCGCCGGCAUGCGUAGGGUAAUUGGAAGCGGACGCCCGGGCGGUCGAUCGGCGAUACAUAAAUUCUGAUUGAAUGGACGCCGGUGAUCUCGCAGGUGGAGGACAUGAAGGAAGCGGGGGAGAGCUUGAGGAGGUGGCUCGGGGCUCCGGAGAAACGCGGCGGCAGUAGCGGCGGCGGCGGCCGUGCUCCGACGGCGACUGUCGCAUAA